Messenger RNA from Mucor velutinosus, 891 nucleotides. RefSeq names its product non-histone protein. The record is from RefSeq and is a predicted model, not a curated record. Gene Ontology annotation, molecular function: 4-hydroxy-tetrahydrodipicolinate synthase activity. Lineage: Eukaryota; Fungi; Mucoromycota; Mucoromycetes; Mucorales; Mucoraceae. The transcript has a single exon. Bases 1 to 891 code for a protein of 296 amino acids.
AUGACUAGACAAUUCUUGAAUUACUCAGUUGCCAUGGUAACUCCAUUCACUUUGGAUGGUGAUUUCGAUGAAAGCUCGGUUCCUGAACUCACCAAAUUCUACAUCGAACAAGCAAAAGCACCUGGUUUAUUGAUCAGUGGAACUACUGGCGAACAGCACUGUCUGACAAUUGCAGAGCGCAAAAAGCUAUAUAAACUCGUUGCAAAGUCAUCACCCGAGGGAUAUCCAUUGUAUGCAGGUGUAGCAGCUUUUAAAACCAAAGACGCAGUUGAGCUUGCCAAAGCAGCAGAAGGUGCUGGUUGCUCGGGAAUUAUGCUGGGUGUGCCUCCUUAUCGUGUUCCUUCACAAAGAGAGCUGAUAGCAUACGUGACCGAUGUAGCCAAUGCUACCAAGUUGCCUAUCUUUCUGUACAAUAAUCCCAACAGAAACACUGUGCAAGUCGAGCCCGAGACUUUUGUUCACCUGGUCAAGACGGUCAAGAACCACAAUUUGUUUGGCAUCAAAGAAACUGGAGUUGUUGCCAAUGUAGAAAAGAUUAAGGAGCUACUAGAUGAAGAACUGGCCAAACAGCAAUCAUUCUUUACCGGAGGAGACGGCUCAUAUGUUGAUCUCUACAAAGAUCAUGGAUUCACUGGCAUCACAUCAAUUGCAGGUGCUCUUUUUCCUGAAGAGAUGAUGAGCAUUAACCAACAUUUACAAAAUGGCGAGACUGAGAAAGCCGAGCAGGUCAUGAAGACGCUUUCACCAAAGAUUCAAUUAAUGCAAAAAGCAGGAUUUUUACAAAGUCUUAAAUAUCUGUUACGUCAAAGAGGAGCUCCUGCCGGUUAUUGUCCUGCACCUCUUUUGGAUCCCACCGAUGAACACAAGGAAUUGUUGAAGGCAUUGAUCUAG